GCCAGACCCCGGGCUUAGCGGGCAGGAGGUGGGUGGGGCAAGGAUGCGGCGCCGGCCAGAGUUUGGGAGGGCCUGGCUGCCACGGAGCGAACCCUCCCCCUUCUCGGACUGAAGCCUUAAAUGCUGGCUCGGCCCGGGACUCGGGGUGCGGCGCCCUGCAGCCUGAGGGAGGGGCGUGCGGUGCAGGGAGAGCAGGCGGAGCCGGGCGCGGGUGCAGCAGCUGCAGGAGCGCGGCCCAAGCUAGGAGCUGUCCGAGCUAUCGGGAUAGGAGCGCAGCCGGGCUCGGUGCUUGGAAGUGGUACCAUCAUGUUUGAAAUUAAGAAGAUCUGUUGCAUCGGUGCUGGCUAUGUUGGAGGACCCACAUGUAGUGUCAUUGCUCAUAUGUGCCCUGAAAUCAGGGUAACAGUUGUUGAUGUCAAUGAAUCAAGAAUCAAUGCAUGGAACUCUCCUACACUUCCUAUUUAUGAGCCAGGACUAAAAGAAGUGGUAGAAUCCUGCCGAGGAAAAAACUUAUUUUUUUCUACCAAUAUUGAUGAUGCCAUUAAAGAAGCUGACCUUGUGUUUAUUUCUGUGAACACUCCAACAAAAACCUAUGGAAUGGGCAAAGGCCGUGCAGCAGAUCUGAAGUAUAUUGAAGCUUGUGCUAGACGCAUUGUGCAAAAUUCCCAUGGGUACAAAAUUGUAACCGAGAAAAGCACAGUUCCAGUGCGGGCAGCAGAAAGUAUUCGUCGAAUAUUUGAUGCAAAUACAAAACCCAAUUUGAAUUUACAGGUGCUGUCCAACCCUGAGUUCUUAGCAGAAGGAACAGCCAUCAAGGACUUAAAGAAUCCCGACAGAGUACUGAUUGGAGGAGAUGAAACCCCUGAGGGUCAGAAGGCUGUGCAGGCACUGUGUGCUGUAUAUGAGCACUGGGUUCCCAGAGACAAGAUUCUCACCACUAACACUUGGUCUUCAGAACUUUCCAAACUGGCUGCAAAUGCUUUCCUUGCUCAGAGAAUCAGCAGCAUUAACUCUAUAAGUGCCCUCUGUGAGGCAACAGGAGCUGAUGUAGAAGAGGUGGCAACAGCCAUUGGAAUGGACCAGAGAAUUGGAAAUAAGUUUCUGAAAGCCAGUGUUGGUUUUGGUGGGAGCUGCUUUCAAAAAGAUGUUCUGAACUUGGUCUAUCUCUGUGAGGCUCUGAAUUUGCCUGAAGUAGCUCGUUAUUGGCAGCAGGUCAUAGAUAUGAAUGACUACCAGAGACGGAGGUUUGCUUCCCGGAUUAUAGACAGUCUGUUUAAUACAGUGACGGAUAAGAAGAUAGCUAUUUUGGGGUUUGCAUUCAAAAAGGACACUGGUGAUACAAGAGAAUCUUCUAGUAUAUAUAUUAGCAAAUAUUUGAUGGAUGAAGGUGCACACCUCCAUAUAUAUGAUCCAAAAGUACCAAGGGAACAAAUAGUCGUGGAUCUUUCUCAUCCAGGAGUUUCAGAGGAUAACCAAGUGUCCCGACUUGUCACCAUUUCCAAGGAUCCAUAUGAAGCAUGUGAUGGUGCCCAUGCAGUUGUUAUUUGCACCGAGUGGGACAUGUUUAAGGAACUGGAUUAUGAGCGGAUUCAUAAAAAAAUGCUGAAGCCCGCCUUUAUCUUUGACGGACGACGUGUCCUGGAUGGGCUCCAUCAUGAACUUCAGACCAUUGGCUUCCAGAUCGAAACAAUUGGCAAAAAGGUGUCUUCAAAGAGAAUUCCAUAUGCUCCUUCCGGUGAAAUUCCGAAGUUUAGUCUUCAGGAUCCGCCAAACAAGAAACCCAGAGUAUAAACAUUGCUAUUUUUAUUUGUAAUUUUUUUUUUUUGGUAAUUCAGGAUAGUAAAUAUCUGAUAUGAAGUGACAAAUGAACCAAGUGUUUUUAAGGAAACAAAACUAUUUUUUUAAUAAUCCAGUUUAUACUAGCUAUAUGGGAGUUAGCAUAUCUGGUAAUUAUGAAUCUAGAGUAUUUUUUACAUAUUUUUAUAAUAUUGUUACCUCAGUGAUUGAAUGAAUGAUAAUCAUGUUAAUUUUAAUGGUGUUGGUUUUUGUAAAACAAAAAUUAAGUUUUGAACACUUUUUACUUUACAAAAUGUCCUUAGACACAUUAUAAAGUAUAAAGGGAAAGGCAGUCUUUAGUUUUUCUGAUCAUUGGUUUAUUUACUUGUCAUUAAAUAUAUAUAUUUUAAACCAUGAAAUUGCUAUGCUAACUAGUGGGCUAAAGCUGUUAAUCUUUCAGAGAGUGUUUUGGAGACUUAGAGGUUUCUGGCUUAAUGAGUAAGGUUUUUCCAAGCCAUUUCUUGUCUCUGGACUUAGAAGGUGGAUGAGGCCUUUUGUGCCUUUUUGGUGUAUAUGCUCAGAAGAUUUUCCCUAUGCUUCCAUGUUAAAAGUAACCUUACAAGUAUGGUUUGGUUAAUGUUCCUUUUGUUUUAAUGAGCUACCUUGCUGGUUUUAGGCCCCUCAAAUCAUCUCUAAAUAUUUCUAAUCAGUCUAAAUAUGAGCAAAAGUCAUUUUUUUUAACAUGAAGAGAAAAUCAGCAUGGGAUAUUUCAGUCUUUUACUUCUUACCCUCACUAGUCAUUUUUUAGUCCAAGAGCCAAAAAUAUUUGUUACCAUGACUUUGCAUUUUUAUUUUCAUUAUUCAUUGCAAUUUUUCCCUUUUUAUUUCAGAAAAAUCAUUAUAAUAAGUAUAAUCUCAUCUAUAAAUGUAAAGGUUUCAUAAUUACAUAUAGCAUAUUUCUAAAAUAAGAAUUUUUUGUCUGUAUUUCCAUAUGCCUUUUUGUAUGUCUCUUGCUGACUUGAUUGUUUUCUCUUGUGUUUUAUCAUUAUUGGAAUAUGAUGUAUGUUCAUUUGCUUUUUAUGCUCUGCUAAGGGUGUACAAACUGAGCUAAACAGACAUAGGCCUCAUCCUUUAGGAACUUUGUGGUUCAGUAAGAAUACCAAGAUCAAUAUGAGGACAGAGAUAUCUGUACAGAUAUCAAAUACAUAAAUAAAAUACUCUGCAUAAACAACUGUGUGGGUGUAUUUUUUGUAAGCGUAC
Molecule: messenger RNA, 3036 nt
Organism: Talpa occidentalis (Iberian mole)
Lineage: Eukaryota; Metazoa; Chordata; Mammalia; Eulipotyphla; Talpidae
Gene: UGDH
Product: UDP-glucose 6-dehydrogenase
Exons: 12
Coding region: 121-1791 (556 amino acids)
Biological process (GO): glycosaminoglycan biosynthetic process
Cellular component (GO): cytosol; nucleus
Molecular function (GO): UDP-glucose 6-dehydrogenase activity; NAD binding
Source: RefSeq, a predicted model, not a curated record